AAAAUGCACAAGAUGGUCCCUGUGAUCCUUUUGCUGAUGAUGCUUCUGGAAGUGGCCGAUUCUGCCCAGGGACGCUACGCCCAGAAGCUUCUGGGAGACUUGAUGGAGGACUACUCCAACGCUCUGCGGCCCGUGGAGGACACGGACAAGGCCCUCAACGUGACCCUGCAGAUCACCCUCUCUCAGAUCAAAGACAUGGACGAGAGGAACCAGGUGCUCAUCGCCUACCUGUGGAUCAGGCUGACCUGGAACGAUGCCUACCUCAAGUGGAACAAGGAGGACUACGACGGCCUGGAGGUGAUCCGCAUCCCCAGCAGUCUGGUGUGGAGGCCAGACCUGGUCCUCUAUAACAAGGCUGACGACGACUUCUCGGGCCCGAUGGACACCAACGUGGUGCUGCGCUACAAUGGAGAGAUCACCUGGGAUGCCCCGGCCAUCACCAAGAGCUCCUGCGUGGUGGACGUCUCCUACUUCCCCUUCGACAGCCAGGAGUGCAACCUCACUUUCGGGUCCUGGACCUACAACGGGAACCAGGUGGACAUCGCCAUGGCGAUGGACGGCGGCGACCUGUCGGACUUCGUGGAGAACGUGGAGUGGGAGUGCCACGGCAUGCCGGCCCACAAGAACGUCAUCAUGUACGGCUGCUGCUCCGACCCCUACCCGGACAUCACCUACACCGUGCUGCUGCAGAGACGCUCCUCCUUCUACAUCUUCAACCUGCUGCUGCCCUGCUUCCUCAUCUCCUUCCUGGCGCCGCUGGGCUUCUACCUGCCCGCCGACUCCGGGGAGAAGGUGUCCCUGGGCGUCACCGUGCUGCUGGCGCUCACCGUCUUCCAGCUCAUGGUGGCCGAGAGCAUGCCGCCUUCGGAGAGCGUGCCGCUCAUUGGAAAGUACUACAUCGCCACCAUGACCAUGAUCACCGCGUCCACGGCGCUCAGCAUCUUCAUCAUGAACAUCCACUUCUGCAGCGCUGAGGCCAAGCCCGUCCCACAGUGGGCCAAAGUCCUCAUCAUCGGCUACAUGUCCAAGAUCUUCUUCGUCUAUGAGGUCGGCGAGAACUGCACCUCCUCGCCCACCUCCUCCUCCUCCCACCUCCAGCUCGACGAUCACAGCCCGGGCCCCGACCCCGACCGGGCGGGCCGUAAGGCCGGGGCCGGCCACGGGGGUCACAAGGAGCCCAAUCACUCCCGGCACCCCAGACCCCAGACGCCAAGGGCCCAACACCUCCCCCGGGGGAAGCCCCAGCACCACAUCCCCCGGGAGGAGAGGGACCCCCUGUCCUGCUACGAGGACCCCGACCGCAAGCUCUGCUGCGCGGACGAGCAGAAGCCCCCCUGUUGCCCCGAGGACCAGAAGCCCCCCUGCUGCCCCGAGGACCAGAAGCCCCCCUGCUGCCCCGAGGACCAGAAGCCCCUCCCUUCCCUGCUCCUGGGCCCCGCCGUGAUCUUUGGCCCCUGCGUGUUCUGUAGUCAUGGCGACGGCAUCCCGGGGGUGGAGCCCAAACUGGUGCGCAACGUGGAGUACAUCGCCAACUGCUUCCGCGAGCAGCGGGCCACGUGCGCUAAGGGGGCCGAGUGGAAGAAGGUGGCCAAGGUCAUGGACCGCUUCUUCAUGUGGAUCUUCUUCGCCAUGGUCUUCCUCAUGAGCAUCCUCAUUAUGGGCAGGGCGCCGUGA
This is a messenger RNA of Gadus chalcogrammus (walleye pollock), 1674 nucleotides long. Its product is annotated as neuronal acetylcholine receptor subunit alpha-9-II. Gene Ontology annotation, cellular component: postsynaptic membrane; neuron projection; synapse. The record is from RefSeq and is a predicted model, not a curated record. Gene Ontology annotation, biological process: nervous system process; chemical synaptic transmission; regulation of membrane potential. The transcript is spliced from 6 exons. Bases 4 to 1674 code for a protein of 556 amino acids. Gene Ontology annotation, molecular function: transmembrane signaling receptor activity; acetylcholine-gated monoatomic cation-selective channel activity. NCBI's taxonomy places the organism in Eukaryota, Metazoa, Chordata, Actinopteri, Gadiformes, Gadidae.